AUGUCUGGAGCCGCUUCAGGCCGGCCGACAAUGUCUGUCAUUCUUCACUCCCCAGGACCACAGGCGAACUUUAAGAGAGGCCCCCAUUGGUACCAUGAAAGUCCGUUCUUGCCAUACUGCUGGGAGGAUCGUCGUCAGGAGCUCGGAGCCCCUUCCUUAAAGCAUGCGGCCAGACAAAAGGCACUCGAAGACCAGUCCGCAUUGAGACUGGAAAUGUUUGAAAAUAUUCCUUGGCCUAUUGCGCUGGAACUGUGGGAGUACCUGGGUCACUGCAAGAAGCAAACAUUGUUCAUGUGGAAAAUCAUGGCCGCAUCAUACCCCCGCCAUUUUCACACAGUCAGCUCCUACUAUUGUCUGUUGACUAACCGACCGAUGGAGCCCUUGAAGGGAUACGUCGAUAUCAUGAGCAGUGCAAACUGCGAUUGGCGCGCAGUUCUCUCCCUUUCAUCCGGGUAUGCUACGACGGAAGACCUUCUCGCAAUCGGCGAUAUGAAGAAUCUCGUGGCUCUAGAAAUUUCCAGGACGCCAUGGAAAUCACACAAACACGCCCCCGAUAUCACACCUCGAGCCGCGAACGAAUUGGAAAACGGUGUCAUUCGCACCUGGGUUGAGCUGGCAGAGUCCACCGGAUCAUUGCAGCAUUUACGCGUCUUACGUCUUUAUAACCAGGGCAUGGUAAAGCCCGCAGCGCUCCAGCAUUUAGGAAAGCUUCCAAAUCUGCAACUCAUCAUUGUCAACCAAUGCGAUGAUUUUACUGAGGCCGUUCGUUGCGAAAAGAGACCCUCCUCGGGCAAGAUUGAGAUGGAAGGAUGGAAUGUUCUCAGGCUUGAUUGGGCUUUGAAGGAUGCCACCGAAGAUGGGCAAGCUCUACAGCAUUUGGGUCCGUUGUUGGAUGUUUACCGGAGUACACUUAAUACACAACAUAAUUCCGGUAGUGUCAAGCCCAGCCUUCCUACCCUAGGGGCCGAUGUACCAAUUAUAGAGUUUGGCCUACCGGCGAUGGAUCAUAGCGACACGCAGAAGGUUGAGGUUCGUUCACAGUACGCGGCAAAAUCAAUUGGAAUUCUCACUCGUGUGCCCGAUUCGACCGGAAAGCGACCAUUGCCGUUGCCAGCGGAGUCAAAAAGGAAUGGGAAGAGGGUCAUGAAAGAUAGGGGUGCUAGGGAUAUGACAGAUUUGCUGAAAGACUUUCUCUGA
Penicillium manginii is the source of this 1197-nucleotide messenger RNA. RefSeq lists its product as uncharacterized. NCBI's taxonomy places the organism in Eukaryota, Fungi, Ascomycota, Eurotiomycetes, Eurotiales, Aspergillaceae. The transcript is spliced from 2 exons. The record is from RefSeq and is a predicted model, not a curated record. The coding region runs from base 1 to 1197 and encodes 398 amino acids.